AUGAACCAGCCAGGACAACAAAAUACGAAUGCUGCAGGGGGCACCUACAUACCCGUGCAGCGUCAGGAUAUGGAAUAUAUUUGCGCAGAUUGCGGUGCCAAGAAUGAGAUAAAAUCUAGGGAACCGAUACGUUGUCGCGAGUGUGGUCAUCGUAUCAUGUACAAGAAACGAACGAAGCGGAGUAUGUAUCUUCCCACUGUUGCUCUUGAAACCAAGCAACUGUUGACCUUUUCCAUUAGUGGUUCAGUUCGAGGCCCGGUGAUGUUCCCCGGUCGCAAAACAAAUGUCAAAUGUGAGUAG
Molecule: messenger RNA, 300 nt
Organism: Suillus paluster
Lineage: Eukaryota; Fungi; Basidiomycota; Agaricomycetes; Boletales; Suillaceae
Product: DNA directed RNA polymerase
Exons: 2
Coding region: 1-300 (99 amino acids)
Biological process (GO): DNA-templated transcription
Cellular component (GO): RNA polymerase II, core complex; RNA polymerase I complex; RNA polymerase III complex
Molecular function (GO): DNA-directed RNA polymerase activity; zinc ion binding; DNA binding
Source: RefSeq, a predicted model, not a curated record